AUGGAUUAUUUUAAGAAUUUGAGGAGUAGGAUUGCGCCUCAACGGGCACAGCCUACUCCCGCUGAACAUCUAGCAAAGUUCCGCAAAUCAUGGGACUACAUAAGGGCGCAAUUUGAAAAUGAGGGUAGCAAUUAUGCUGAUGUUCCUCAUCAUCUUAGACAAAUGAUUGACCUUCUCGUCGAUGAAGGUUUACGACUCGAAGACGUGAACACCGGUCUCUGCAUGGAGGAAUUCUUAAGAAACAAGAUCCUUGAUGAAUUGGUUAAUUAUGCGGAAAUUGAUGUUCCAAAGGGUAUUCGCGGUGAGAUCAUUCGAACGUUUGGUUCCAUGAUCGACCUCUUGGAUGAUCGAUUCUUGGUUCACAAUGCUGUGCACCAGCCAACCGUCUCCCUCUUGCGUAUGUGCGUCCACGACAUUCACGAUGACCCAGGCGAUAAAUAUGACGAAGAGCUAGUUGAUUUGAUGUAUCAUAUUUGUUCCAAGAUUCAUUCAUUUCCUGCGCUCUUGAACAUCUUCUUUCAUGACACCCACUGGCUCACAACACCGCAGAAGGCCUACUUGAGAAAAGAAUCCGAAAGUUCUUCGUCAAAUGGCGAUCAUGAUGGAAACCAGGAAGAAAGCGCUCUACCAGAAAAUUGUGCGUCCUCUGCGCCCACCAAGACAACCGAAUUUACCGAAGAUUCGGAGAAGCCAGAAUACGAAUUUUUACUUUUCACAUAUUUGCUUAAAUUCCUUCAUAAGGAAGGUAGAAGUGGCGAAUACGCAAGGUACGGUUUGCUCUUUAUUAUCGAGCUUGCGGAAGACGCAUUAGGCGAUUUUAUCAUUGAAAGUGAUUUUGCGACGAUCAUGGCCGCCGGACUGGGCGCACUUUAUUCGCAGCUACCACGAAAGUUGAUGGUCAAGAGUUCAGGCGGUGGAUUAACGAAUGCCACUCUUCUUGGUUUCGGUGACAUCGCGAGCGACGAACUUGAAGGAUUGCGCGCUAACAAUAUUCAGGUGUCUUCGUCGCCCGAAUUCAUAAAUCAGCUUGAUUCAUUUUUGAAAUUGAUGGAAUUCUGUCAGGAUGUGUUAAACAUAUGUCCCAACGUGGAUAUCUCUUUGGCGUUGCUUCAAAAUGUGAAGACUCAUUUUCUCAAAAACAUUUUGUACCCAUCAAUUUUGGAAUGCUCGGAUAAGGAUGGUUCGGCCGUCGCAGUCAUUUCGUAUAUCGAUAUCAUCAUGCAAACGCUGAGCCAGGAGGAUUUGGUUGACAUGGUAGUGGGAUUCUUGAUGGACUCGGAUGGAGAUGAUGAGGAAUUCUGGAAACAGGCUGCCGUUAACAAAAUGGCAAAACGUCAAAGCACCAUAAAUCUCUUUGAGGGUAUCGAGGCCAGCCCCAUAAAGUCUUCUCCUUACUUCACAGCCGAGGGUCGGUUCACCCUCAAGGACCUUAUUUUCUCGCGAUUACGAUCAUCCUCCGAACAAACUGUCAUUGCAACGUUGAAACUUCUCCACACGGUCAUUUCCAAACAUUGUCGUUACUCCUUGAAAUUAUUAAACAUUGAGUUGGAUGAGAACGCUACGUGCUUUCCAAGGCCAAACUAUCUUUUUGAUGAAUCCUACGGCAUUGACCCACACGGUAGCCUACACCAUAACAAAAAGACAACGAUCAGUCAUCACCUGAAAGAAUUGGAUCUUUUUUUCUCUUUGGUCUCCGCAAUAGAUCCAACCAAGAACAUGGACGUUUUUACAAAUGGAUAUGAAUCGUACGUUCGCGAUGCCGAAAUGAUCAUUGAGGCCGACGUGUGUUACAUAAAUGGUCUGGAUGUAGAGUGGACCGAAGAUGGGCCGAUCAGACCAAAAACAAACAAAUCGAAUGGACGACGUCUAUUAAAGAAGGGUAAUUAUAGGGGAAUGUCCGGUGUUAGAAGACACCGUCUUAAUCCCACGGACCGUGUAAAUCCUAACGAGUCACUCUUGCAAAUUCUCCUUGGGACACUAUCAAACUUCUUUGCCCACUCCCCUGAAUUAAACCUAACCUUGACUCGAGUUCUCUCGGCCUUGGCCGUGUGUCCCUAUCGAUCCCUAGAAGGUUGGCUUGUGUUCAGUGGUACCGACAGACUGGAUAAAGACAAUCGACGAGACUCAAACUUGAAGGAUUUCGAAAGCCUUCAAAACGAAGCGAAAAGUUUAGAAUUGUCGAUUGGCAUCGCAAGUCACGAUGGUCAUAUAAACGACGGAGAUAGCAAGCCGAUUAACGAUUUUGAUGAAAACGAUGAUCGAUCUAUUGAUUUUGACGCCGACAAGAGCCCAUCUGCUACAAAGGCAAUUGGAGCGACGCCGAUGUGGACUAACUUCCCACCUUUUUUCACAAUCUUUAAGACAUUGACGCAGCAAGUUGAUUAUUAUCGCAGUGAAAUUGAUGGGUUCAACCAAUACCUUGUAGAAAGACGGAACAAGCUAUUGGAUGCAGAUGAUGGGAUUGAUGAAAAUUUCUUCAGACAACCUGCCAAAAAAGCUAAUCAUCCACCUAACUCCAAUGUAAGGAAUCGGUCAAACACAUCACCAUCUCAAAAAAGUAGAAGAGCACGGGCUGACUCCGCGUCAAAUCCACCAUCCAAUACGACCUUAUACGUCAGCCCACUUCCGGCACAUUUCCAAGAGACUGAAAACAUCAAAAUUCAGCCUCUCUUUCCUACCCACUUUGUCAAUGCCGACGAGGAGGAAGAUCCGACCGAUCCACUUGACGAUGAAGAAGAUGAUGCUCCCAGAAAGCAAACAAGAACAAAAACAAAGGAAUCAAAACCCAAGGAGAUUUCGUUGAGUACACUUCUGAAUAAUGUGGUUAUCCUAGAAGAAGCUAUAAAAGAGUUGGUGGCUAUAGUGCAAGUGAGAAGAAGUCUAGGCAUUGAUGAAGUCCGAUACUUGUAA
Acaulospora morrowiae is the source of this 2910-nucleotide messenger RNA. Lineage: Eukaryota; Fungi; Glomeromycota; Glomeromycetes; Diversisporales; Acaulosporaceae. The record is from the annotation of a GenBank genome assembly.